UUACUUUAUCAAAAGUGAAAGUGAAAGUAUGACUAUGACUACGGAAGUUAGAGAACACCUCAUGCAAGAAAAUGACUUCUAAGUUUUCAGAGGAGGAUUUCUCAUGUCCUGUGUGCUUUGAAAUCUUCAAGGAUCCUGUUCUCCUACAAUGCAGUCACAGUGUGUGUAAAGUGUGUUUGGAGCAAUACUGGGAGGCCAAAGGAUCCAGAGAAUGUCCUGUUUGUAGGAAAAAAUCCUACCAGACACAGCUACCCACAAACUUUGCUUUAAAGAACCUGUGUGAGACUUUCUUACAGGAGAGAAGCCAGAGAGCUUCAUCAGCGUCUGAAACAGAGUGCAGUCUGCACAGCGAGGAACUCAAAGUCUUCUGUCUGGAUGAUCAACAGCCGGUGUGUGUGGUGUGUCAGACUUCACGAAAACACACUGACCACAGAUUCUGCCCUAUUGAUGAAGCAGCAACAGACUGUAAGGAAAAGCUCAAGGCUGAAUUAAAGCUCCUGCAGGAUAAACUGGAGAACAUUAAGGACUGCAAACUGAAAUGGAGUCAGACUGCAGAAUAUAUACAGAUUCAGGCCCAACACACAGAGCAACAGAUUAAGGAGCAGUUUGAAAAGCUUCACCAGUUUCUACGAGAUGAAGAGGCAGUCAGAAUCGCUGCACUGAGAGAGGAAGAGGAGCAGAAGAGUCAGAUGAUGAAGGAGAUGAUUGAGAAGCUGAGCAGAGACAUAUCAUCUCUUUCAGACACAAUCAUAGCCAUAGAAGAGGAGAUGAGCGAUGAAGACGUCCUGUUCUUACAAAACUACAAGGCCACAGUGAAUAGAGCCCAGUGCACACUGCAGCAUCCAGAGGAGCUUUCAGGAGCACUGAUCCAUGUGGCAAAACAUCUGGCCAACCUGAGGUUCACAGUCUGGGAGAAGAUGCAGGACACUGUCCAAUACAUGCCUAUAACACUGGACCCAAACACUGCUCAUCCUCUUCUCGUUAUAUCUGAUGAUCUGACCUGUGUGAGACUCAGUGAAGAAGAACUGAAGCUGCCAGACAAUCCAGAGAGACUAGAUGCCUGCUUAUGUGUGCUGGGCUCUGAGGGCUUUAUCUCAGGGACAUACUGCUGGGAUGUCGAAGUUGGAGACGCUGCAGCAUGGUCACUGGGUGUUAUGACAGAGUCUGCUCAGAGGAAGGGAGAUAUAAACUCCAGAGGUGGACUCUGGUACAUGUGGUAUUUUGAUGGUGAAUAUGGCGCAGGUUCUUCACCACACCCACACAGUCUCCUCUCAUUAGAACAAAAGCUUCAGAGGAUCAGAUUACAGCUGGACAGAGAAAAUCUGUCAUUCUAUGACCCUCUUACUGGCACACAUAUACACACUUUCACACACACAUUUACCAACAGAUUACGGCCAUAUUUAGCUAUUGGUUCUGAAACAUCUUCCCUGAAAAUCCUUCCUAUUGAGAACUAUAAACAAGUAAAUCACUGAAGGUAAACAGAAGCUCAACUCAAGCUGUUAGCUGCAAUCUGAAACUUGUUUCAGGUUUUCUUUAUGUCCAAGAUGACUAACAUUAUUUAUAAUAAUCAUCCUGCAUGUCUCAUUUAAUUACAUCAAUUAAUACAAAUUUCUGCUGCUUAGCCUUCUAAAUUCUGCAGACCUUUAGAAUUUGUUUGGUACAAGUGAAAAUUUUCAUAUUCAUGUUGUUCGUAUGGUAAUUCAAUGUCAGACCAAUGAGGUCAACUUUUGUUUUUCUAAAAAUUGAGAAAAUAGAAAGCCAUGUAAUCUAUCCUUGUUGUGCCCAACUGAAAGCAGAGAAACAAGUUGCAGGUAUCUUCCAUAUUGCUGUAGCAAGGAGUCAAAUAUCGCUUUGUCCCAGGCUUGACCUGAUCAGACACCAACUGCAGGAAACUCAGGCCAUAGAUGCUGCUAUGUCAAUCAAUUCAGCGUAGAUCAGUCUCUUGUCAAUGUAUGUUUUAUCCCUCUGUAUGGUUCUCAGGUCAGUUUGGAUCUCAGCUGGAGAUUUCCUGUCACAUGUGCUAUAAAGCACCUGAAGACGUGGAUGCCUGAGUAUUGCACAGAACUGAGUAAAACCGAGGAAAGAAAAAUAGAAAGAAAAAGGGAUGAUGAUUACAGAUUAUAGUAUUAAAUCACAGUUUGAAAUCUAAGCAUAUGAUCAUGAAUAUGGAUGUGUGGAUCUCCAAACAGACUCAAAUCUAUUUCAAAUCUGAUUCAUUUUGAAAUGACCUGCCUGAAUGGCAAUGGUGUCCUUUAUGUGAUAUGCAGUACUACCUCGCUACAUAGAGAGUUUAGCAUGUGUAUGCGGCAUGAGCCACUACUUCGAUAUGCAUCUAAGAAAAUUUAAUUAGCUAUCUAUUAACCUUUUUCUUUUUUAAUAAAAUGCAAUAAAAUAUAUUUAAUAUACAGUCA
Tachysurus fulvidraco (yellow catfish) is the source of this 2411-nucleotide messenger RNA. Its product is annotated as zinc-binding protein A33-like. The transcript has 6 exons. Lineage: Eukaryota; Metazoa; Chordata; Actinopteri; Siluriformes; Bagridae. The record is from RefSeq and is a predicted model, not a curated record. Gene Ontology annotation, molecular function: ubiquitin-protein transferase activity; protein binding; zinc ion binding. Gene Ontology annotation, biological process: protein ubiquitination. Bases 72 to 1472 code for a protein of 466 amino acids.